Staurois parvus is the source of this 456-nucleotide messenger RNA. Lineage: Eukaryota; Metazoa; Chordata; Amphibia; Anura; Ranidae. The record is from the annotation of a GenBank genome assembly.
UAUGGCUUCUGGUAUGAUCGCCAGAACCAAAGCAUCAAAUACGUCAAGGACAUGUUCAUUAUGGCAGCCAUGGGUCCCCCUGGAGGAGGCCGAACUGCCAUUUCUGGGCGCCUUCAGAGCCGAUUCAACCUGAUUAAUAUGACCUUCCCCUCGGAAUCUCAGAUCAAAAGGAUUUUCGGGACGAUGAUGAGCCAGAAGCUGCAGGAUUUUGAGGAAGAGGUGAAACCAGUUGGGGAUAUAAUUACGCAGGCAACCAUAGAGCUGUAUAACGCAGUUACUCAGAGAUUCCUGCCCACCCCUGCCAAAAUCCAUUACCUGUUUAACCUUAGGGACAUCUCCAAGGUAUUCCAAGGCAUGUUGCGGGCACACCGUGACCUACAUGAUACAAAGCACAGUAUGACCAGGCUGUGGGUACAUGAAUGCUUCAGAGUAUUUUCUGACCGCCUGGUGGAUUCC